AUGUAUUCUGUACUCCGUUUAUGCAGGAAAUUGUUUAUCCUUUUUGUGACUAAGGGCAGCAAUGAAGUUUUCUCAUUUUUGUCUCUCUUUGCAUGCAAUCUUGUAAAGUUUCAAGAUGCAAUUGCUAGCACAUCUGGCCGUGUGAAACUUAUUGAUUCAAUGGACGGAAUUACAAAAGGGAUUCAACAGAAGCUGGAAAAGGCACAUCUUGCACAACAAGCAGAGCUGACAGUCUGUGAUGCUCUCAAGGAGAAGUAUGCUGCAGCAAUUUCUGAGCAAAGACGCUGCUCUUCUCUCUUAAAAGCUUUCCAGGAGGAAUGUGCAAAGAAUGAGAGACUUAGAAGCCACACUUCGGGAAUACUCGCAUAA
Molecule: messenger RNA, 369 nt
Organism: Ilex paraguariensis (yerba mate)
Lineage: Eukaryota; Viridiplantae; Streptophyta; Magnoliopsida; Aquifoliales; Aquifoliaceae
Source: the annotation of a GenBank genome assembly